This is a messenger RNA of Physcomitrium patens, 1642 nucleotides long. RefSeq names its product nuclear pore complex protein NUP35. Gene Ontology annotation, biological process: nuclear pore organization; NLS-bearing protein import into nucleus. Gene Ontology annotation, cellular component: nuclear pore central transport channel; nuclear membrane; nuclear pore nuclear basket. The record is from RefSeq and is a predicted model, not a curated record. Lineage: Eukaryota; Viridiplantae; Streptophyta; Bryopsida; Funariales; Funariaceae. Gene Ontology annotation, molecular function: phospholipid binding; structural constituent of nuclear pore; nucleic acid binding.
UCUCGCAUGGCCGUUGCUAUUCAAUUAAUCCCCAGCUCACUCUCUCUCACUACACUUUACACCCAGCCCUCCAUUUAGGGUUUCGAUUUUGUUUUUCGUUUUGCGACCUCGUUUUGCCGAUCUCGUGUUCAGUAAAAUCCUUGGAGCAAAUUCUAAGCUGCGGCAUAAUUCGGGAGUUUUCGUAGCCGAGCUCGCGUCAUUGCCAAUUUUGGAGGGGUUCGACCUCGAAGCGCAGCUGAGGUUUCUCUGAUCUUCUGUCUACGAGGGUGAAUGUUGUAUACAUUUGACGGCGAAUUUGCGGCAGCCAAGGGUGUCAGUCAUCAGGAGGCAAGCAGAGCAGAGCUCAGGUCCUGUGUCUCCAUACCGCCCCCUCUCUUCCUUUAGAGCGGGGUUGAAUUAAGAACGCAGUUAUAAUAUGAAUACUCCAGGCACAGUCCCACGGAGCACAAUGAAAGGGAGGUCACAAUCACUUUUUUACCGGGAUUUAUCGGCAACCCCUGUCACUAGAGCUCCAGCAUCUCGUAGAGAUCUUGGUACACCAGGGCAAGUUGCUGCUGUAGCAGCAUUAUGGCGCGAAAACGUCGGGGGGAUGGAUCCACCUCCCCCUCCUAUGUUCACUUUGGAGGACAGAGUUGAGAGAUCUGUCGAUGCUGCACCCGUGGCUGACCAAACAUACAGGAGUCUCGAGUCUAUGAAGUACACAGAGGGUCGGUCUCCGGUUAGGACCCCAUCUAGCAGUGAGCAAAGAGAUUAUAACAGCUACAAUUACCCUGAUCCAAUCAUGGGCAGUCCCAUGUUUUCUGCAUCUCCCCCAACUCCACCCCAGAAUGACUCAAUAGGUAGCCCAAUUUGGUGGUCAGCUUCGAAAGAUCGCAGCACACACGAAGGUGUCCUAGGGAGAACUGGAGAAAAAGACGGAAGUAGUCCCGUUUCUGGGGUUGUGCAACCACCGCAGCAGAAACUGGGAGGUUUGCUCGCUUUAGAACCUCCUCGAGAUAUUGUCCGACCCGAGGUCCUGCUUUCUGGUUGCGCCGCCGAUGCUAUGGAGGGCGAUGAGUGGGUGACGGUUUUUGGAUUCGGAGCAGCAGAAACAAACACUGUCAUGAGAGAGUUCGAGAAAUGUGGGCCUAUCGUGGAUCACGUCUCUGGACCUGGUGGAGCAAAUUGGAUACACAUUCAGUAUCAGAACCGAUAUGAUGCCAAGAAGGCGCUGCUGAAGGAUGGGAUGUUGCUGAAUGGCUCUCUUAUUGUUGGUGUGAAGUCUUUGGACCUGGCACAACGGCAAAUUCUAACUAGUAGGCAAGAGCACCCAGCAUCCAUGAUCCUUCCUCCUCGAUCAACUGGUUGGGGGGCGGCAAAUGCCAGCGGGCAAGUGUCCCAGCGCCCUUAUUAUGUGCAGCGGACAGAAAAUGGAUCCCGGUCGUCUGGUGUGCUUGCCAUGCCAGAAAAAUCGACUGUCACCAAAUUCGUUGAGUUUGUAUUUGGUAUGUAAUGGAGGUAAAAGUAGAUGAAGUAGCAUAUUGGGAACUUAAAGAUUAUUUGUUCACGUUUUAAAAUAGUCUAGGAGAAGUCCACUCUUGUUGACUGCUCUGUGUGUGAGCUAUUUUAAAGGUUAAAGUGUGAAAAUCACAUAUUCCACUCA